CGAUAAUGGAAGUAAUGCUCCUCGUGACGGUUGCACAAAGUUUGAAAUAAACUGUUGAGGUCACGCUACAGGAUUAUUGCACGCGCUCGAAUACGGUGGUCAGAUAAAAACCGUUAACGGACGUUUUGACGUUAAAUACUUCAUACUCGUUACAACGAGGGACAGGAGGACAGGAUGGACAGAAACCGGGGAUUUAGCUUCAAACUGUUGGUGCCUUCCAGGGUGAGUAACGGUCAGGUGUCUGCUGUUCGACCGCAGGAAGUCGAGGAGACAUGUGGGGACUUCAUGGUGCAGCAGGUUAUUAGUAAAGGUUUUGAAAAGGAGCAGACCAUGCCAUUUCCCAAUACAAGCAUGGUUGCACCAACUAAACCCACCGGAACAGAGUUGCCAAAGAUAAAAGCUGUGUCGCCAAUGGAAAAAGGCGAGAAUAAUUGCAAUCCUGGACAGCUUUAUUCAAAGUUGUUUGAUGAAGUUGAGAAAGUUAAGUGUUGGAAGGUCAAAGUUGACUCUGACACUUUGCAAAAGGAAAGGAGACUCCAAGAAAACAAAAGAACAAUUGAAACUCAGCGCAAAGCCAUCCAAGAAUUGCAGUUUGGAAGUGAAAGUCUCAGUGUAAAGCUGGAGGAACAGAUCAGCGAAAAUGAGGAUUUGAGGAACAAAAACAACGCAACGAGGAAUCUGUGUAAUAUACUCAAAGACACUUUUCAGCGGACAGCUGAAAAAAUGCAUUUAUUUGAAUCCGAAAGAGAAGAAACACAUCACCUGUUUAUGGAAAAUAGUUCAAGUAUUCAGAACAUGGUUGCAGCAUUUGAAAGCCUUCGUGUUCAAGCAGAAGAUGAUCAACAAGAGAUGCAAAAAGUCAAAGAGGCCUUGCUGCAGUUUGAAGAUCUGAAAGAGAAGUACAAUCAAGAAUAUGACGUGAAAGAAAAAGAGGUCGCAGAGCUUCAAACUCAAAUACGGGAUAAGGAACAUGAACUACAAAACCUCCUGCUGGACCUCCAUGAAAACCAGAAGCAGUGCAAACAACUCCAAGAAGAAACAAAUGAACAAUGUGGACUUCUCAGUAGCUCAAAAACUGAACAAGAGUCCCUGCUUCAGAAACGUCUCACUGCAGAGCAGCGCUGCACAGAAACCGAGAUAAAAUGUGAAGCUCUUGCUGCAAUUCUUGAACAAACUAAAGAAGAAUUUACAGAGAUGAUUCAAAGCAAAGACUCAAGCUUGCAGGAACUCAGCAAAGUAAAAAAUGAACAAGCAGAGACGUUGGAGCAGAUUCAGACGAACAUUCAGGAGCUCCAGGAUUCCCUAGCCUUAGAGGCAAAGAGGGCUAAGGAACUUGAGGAUAAACUCAUGGCCAACAGUGAGGAACUGGAAAGAAGAAACACACUUUUAGGAGAGAACAUAGAGCACAUUGCAAAGAAAGAAGGGCAGAUCAAAAUACUUGAAGAUGAACUGGACAAAACAUCUAAAUGUGUCGAGUCCAUGAAGGAAAAGAUCGACGUCACUGAAGUCAAAGUGGAGAAACUCACCACUGAGCUUUCAAGGGAAACCGAAGAAGCCCAGCGGUAUAAGAAUGAUGCAGAGAUUGAGAAAGCAGAACAUGAUCUACUAAAGGAAGUUUGUGAAGCUGCUGAAAAAGCACAAGAAGAUUUGAAGGAGAAAUCCAGAGUGACUGAGGUCAAAGUGCAGCAGCUGGAGGGACAACUGUUCACAGAAGUAAAGACAAAUAAAGAACAUACCUUCCAGAUGGUGCAACUGAGACAAGACAUCCAUCAGCAUGAGGAUAAGUACACGGAGCUAUUGGCCAACUUUAAUGAGCUGCAUUGUGAGAAGACAGUCAUUCAGCAGCAGUUUGUGAGCGGAUCUUCGAGUGUGAAAGCAGUUGAGGAAAACUUGAAGGUUAGUGAAAAGAAGGCUGUGAAACUCACAAAACAAAUUCAAAGAUUGGAAGAAGAAAACCAAGGUCUACGAGAGGAAGUGAAGUCCAUUGAGAACAAGAGCCAAGAGAAAUGUCAAGAAACUGAGACUCUGCAGAAGAAGUUUGAAGCAAAUUAUGAACGUCUGGAGGAGGGAAUUGCAGAAAAACAAAAACAGAUCAAAUCUGUGGAAACCAAGCUGCGCAGUCUCAGGAAAAAGUUUGAAAUCAAACUGAAAGCCCAGGAGGAAUACCAGAAAGAACAUGAAACGCUUAAGAAACAAAUGUCAUAGGAGAAGGCACAAUCCAGUCAACUUGAAAUGGUGAUCAACAAUCUCCAUGAGGAGGCCGAGAGCCUUAGAACGCUGAACGAAGAAAACCGUCAGAAAUUGCUAAAGGAAUUUGAGGCCAAAUCAACCUUGGCAGCAGAGCUUGAGAUUGAGGUACAAAAGCUCAAAUCAACAGCAGCAGAGGCCACCAAGAACAAAGAAGACGCAGAACUGAAGUGUCAACACCAAAUAGCAGAUAUGGUCGCUCUGAUGGAGAAACAUAAGAGCCAGUAUGACCGGAUGGUUGAAGAAAAGGAUGCAGAGCUUGAUGAGACAAAGAAGAAAGAGAUACAGGCUGUUGCACAUCGGGAAUCACUGGACUUGGAACUUGCAAAGCACAAGACGGAUAACGAUCAACUGAAGCAACAGCUGGUGGCAGGAACAACAGAAAAGGAAAAACUGCAGAAGGAGCUGGCUGACUUCAAGAAAGAAAUGUCAUCUAUGAAAAUGACUCCGCUGUCAGAGGCAAGGGACAAGCAGGCACCUGCCUUAAACUAUACCCAAGGGGAAAGCUCUAAGACUCCAAGAGAGAGCUCUUCAACGAGACACUUGUUUGACUUCACCAAAACCAGGAGAACUCCCUCCUCCAGCAACAAUGAGGGAAGUUCUGCAUUAAUGAAGAAAGCUGAAUCCUACACUGAAUCCAUCAGAAGAUCCUCUCGAACAACACCAAAGACCAAGGAACUUCGUAAUGAAGACCUAAAAACCCCAAGAAGUACUACAAACAGACUUGGCGGAACAUCAAAGAUCAAAUCCUACAGAAUAAGGACUCCUCCUUCUUCUGAAAAGGCAUCAGGCUGGGGAAAGAGCACCUUAGUGCUGUCGGACAAGUCUGAUAGCUCUGAUCAGCAUGAUCUCUUGACCUUUGCUAGUACACCUAUACCAGAUGUUUCCGCUCCACACCGCAAGUUCAAUAUCUUCAAAAAGAUCCAAAGCCCCGUCUCUCAGAAAUCACCAGGGAACUCCUUGAAGUUAGCAGCAAUGAAAAGGAUGCGAGAUGCUGGUUGGACGGCUGUUACGGGCUGUGACAAAAAGAAGAAGACAACCAAUGACAAGAUCUUUGCAUAAAUAGUGCGGUCACAGGACAGAUAAC
Trematomus bernacchii (emerald rockcod) is the source of this 3334-nucleotide messenger RNA. It is a transcript of the gene sycp1, whose product is annotated as synaptonemal complex protein 1. Gene Ontology annotation, biological process: lateral element assembly; chiasma assembly; meiotic DNA repair synthesis. Lineage: Eukaryota; Metazoa; Chordata; Actinopteri; Perciformes; Nototheniidae. Gene Ontology annotation, molecular function: double-stranded DNA binding. The record is from RefSeq and is a predicted model, not a curated record. Gene Ontology annotation, cellular component: transverse filament; synaptonemal complex; male germ cell nucleus. The transcript is spliced from 35 exons.